Ornithodoros turicata is the source of this 399-nucleotide messenger RNA. RefSeq names its product THAP domain-containing protein 2-like. NCBI's taxonomy places the organism in Eukaryota, Metazoa, Arthropoda, Arachnida, Ixodida, Argasidae. The record is from RefSeq and is a predicted model, not a curated record. The transcript has a single exon. Bases 1 to 399 code for a protein of 132 amino acids.
AUGAAGUGCUGUGCACCUCGGUGCACCAACAGGUACGAGGACAACAAACUGGUUUCGUACCACAGAUUCCCUGUGGAUUCUGUUGUACAGAACCGGUGGUUGCGUGCGAUGAACUUGGAAAACUGGACACCGCGGAAGAACAGCCGCGUGUGCUCGAAACAUUUUGGCCCGGAGUGUUACGAGGAUUUUCACCUGAUGGCAGAAUUCGGACUCCAGACGCGAAAGGCACUGAAAAAGGAUGCCGUGCCUACGCUCUUCGAUGACGACGACGAAGAGGAGAACCCCAAAAGACGAAAGUUGGAAGUAAGUAUCAGUCUCGGUUUUAAUCGCAGCCAUUCGUCCUCUCUUGCGGCCACAGGAUUGAUCUGUGCAUCUUUGGCUACGUGCCGCACCAAGUAG